AGCUGCACAGUCGGCUUCUCCCUGCUCCGUCCCGCCCAGCCUCCUUGUGCAGGAACGGGUCCGUGCAGCCCCCAGCCCAUGGCAGGACAGUAGCCGCCUGUCAGGGGUCGUGAACGGCUGAGGCAGACGCGGCGGCUCCCGGGUCUCAGACAGUGGGCGUUCCGGAGGCCAUGGGCUACCCCGAGGUAGAGCGCAAGGAGCCCCUGACCGCGGCAGCGCCGCGGGAGCGGGAGAGCCAGGGCUGCGGCUGUCGCGGGGCCCCUGCCCGGGCGGGAGAGGGGAACAGCUGCCGGCUCUUCCUGGGCUUCUUUGGCCUCUCGCUGGCCCUCCACCUGCUGACAUUGUGCUGCUACCUAGAGUUGCGCUCCGAGUUGCGGCGGGAACGGGGAGCUGAGUCCCAUCUUGGUGUCCCCGGCACCCCUGGCACCUCUGGCACCCUGAGCAGCCCUGGUGGCCUUGACCCUGACGGUCCCAUCACCCGCCACUUCAGGCAGCCGUCACUUCAGCAGCAGCCGCUAGAACCCGGAGAAACCACUCUCCCACCAGAGUCCCAGGACGGGCACCAGAUGGCCCUUUUGAAUUUUUUCUUCCCUGAAGAAAAGUCAUACUCCGAAGCAGAAAGUAGGCGUGUUCGCCGCAAUAAAAGAAGCAAAAGCAGUGAAGGAGCGGACGGUCCAGUUAAAAACAAGAAAAAGGGAAAGAAGGCGGGACCUCCUGGGCCAAAUGGGCCCCCAGGACCUCCAGGACCUCCGGGACCCCAGGGACCCCCAGGGAUUCCAGGGAUUCCUGGAAUUCCAGGAACAACAGUUAUGGGACCACCUGGCCCUCCAGGUCCUCCUGGCCCUCAAGGACCCCCUGGCCUCCAGGGACCUUCUGGUGCUGCUGAUAAAGCUGGAACUCGAGAAAACCAGCCAGCUGUGGUGCAUCUGCAGGGCCAAGGGUCCGCAAUUCAAGUCAAGAAUGAUCUUUCAGGUGGAGUGCUCAAUGACUGGUCUCGCAUCACUAUGAACCCCAAGGUGUUUAAGCUACAUCCCCGCAGUGGGGAGCUGGAGGUACUGGUGGACGGCACCUACUUCAUCUAUAGUCAGGUAGAAGUGUACUACAUCAACUUCACCGACUUUGCCAGCUAUGAGGUAGUGGUGGACGAGAAGCCCUUUCUGCAGUGCACCCGCAGCAUCGAGACAGGAAAGACCAACUACAACACCUGCUACACAGCGGGUGUCUGCCUCCUCAAAGCACGGCAGAAGAUUGCUGUGAAGAUGGUGCAUGCCGACAUCUCCAUCAACAUGAGCAAGCACACCACCUUCUUCGGGGCCAUCAGGCUGGGCGAGGCCCCUGCAUCCUAGAUUCCCCCUGUUUUGCCCCUGCCCAUGUCCCCAUCCCAGGUUUGAAAGCUGGGACCUCCCCGCAGAAGCUCUUAAGUGCUGCUGUGGAGUGAGGCAUAUGGGUGUGGCAGCUGCAGAGAGAAAUGCCCCACUGCUAUUUAUUCCCCAGUGACUCCAGCGUGGCAGGGUCUGCUUGCCUGGCCAGAAUGACCUUGAGCUUACAGGACAGUUGAUGGAGUUCCAGGGUUUACGCAAAUCAGAACUGUCUUCCUUGUCUCCACGUGGACUGCCUUACAGCGCUGUCUCUUCCACCUCAAGGUCCCUGUUGGCAGUUACUGUUUGUUGCACUAAAUGGAAGGUCCAGGACAGCAGGCGAGAGGAAGCGGAGGUGUGCUCCAGACUGUGGGGGCAAACUUCCGACCCCAAGGCUGGCUGCUGCUUCUCUUGGGUGGGGGUAGAGCCAGAGGGGACUGUUGCAGCCUAAGGAGAGGGGCAGGGAGGGGAAAGGCCAGUGCUUGUAGCAGAGACCAAGGGGGAGAAGCCUACCACCAGGCUGGCGACCCAGCCAGUGGAAGCUUUCUUGCUGUGGCACACUGCAGCCAGCCAGAGGGUCAGAGAGCUCUUCCCACUCAGGUGGAGAGCCAGGUCAGCAGCUUGCCAGCCUUUGGGAACAGGAGGUUUGCUCCUCCUUGAAGUGAGUGCAAGGAAUGGCCGCAAACUUGCCUGCAGAAGAACCUGGAGCCAGACUUGGGGCAAAAUGUCUUUCACUUUGUUUACAGCUGUGCUUUAGGCUCAGAAAACACCCUGGGUCCCCUCCCAGUUGCUCUCCCACCCACCCUUCCCCAGCCUGGCUAGACCCUCCUGUGUCUUUCUCCACAGGGCCUACCUCUGUUUGAGACAGGCGCCUAAGCUGGGACCUAUGCUUACAUGAGUCUGAGAUACUCUCUGGAUACUGUGGCACAAACAGAACCUUCCAUUUGUCAAGCAACACAAAUUUUCAUCUAGUCAAGGUUGUGUCUGGGGGCAAAGCAUCAGUCCCAACAUCUCCAGAAGUCCCUUCCAAUGUCAGUAUUUAGGCAGCUGCUUUAAUAGCCAACUAAGAUGCCCAACUCCCAACUUGCCCCUGGGCAUCCGCAAGGCAGAUAAAAUGGGGUAUUUUUUCAAGUUUUCUGCAAGCCAAGUGGGCAUUGGCCCAGGCCCUAUCUGAAAGCACAGCCACCAGUGCCCUGCUCACCCAGAAUUUCCUUGUUCUGGCUUCAGAAGGCCACAGUGCAGCAGCAUCAGCAUGGAUCCCAGGCCCGCUCCUCUGCAUCGAGACCCUGAAGGACCUGGCAUCUAGGCCUUGGGGCAGAGCUCUGCCCUGUCGUUGCCACUUUCCUGAGCCUCCCACCAGGCCAUAUGGUAGGACCGUGCUAAGGCCUUAUUUCUAAAUGCCCAGGCCCAGCCUGGUGCCUGGGUACCGGGUUCAGCCACAAGCUGAGAGGGCCAGUCUUGGAAAGUCUGCUACUCUUGCUGCUGCAACAUGUUUCCUUUUGAGGAGAUAGAGAAUGAGCUCCUUCAGGCAGCUGAAAUUGACCAAGAAUGACAUAUACACAUGUCUCAGCUGUGCCUUCUCUUUCUAAGCAACCACGCAGCCUGGUUGCUUAAUAAGAGCCCUGCAACCCCCAGGGAAGUGAGCCUGAGGCAUAUGUCUGGCCUUGUUUCCUACUAAGUGUCUUGCUCGUCCCUCCACUGCAGCAAGAACAGAUGAAAAUUCCUCCUUCAAACUGGAAAGGUACUUUCUCUCUUACCAUCUCCUUUAAUAAAAUCACAAAUCCUAGCGUUUAGACAAGGCUCAGAGAAGUUAAGUGCUUCGACCAGGAUCUCACCGUACUGAACUCACCAGCCUGGGGCUUCCUUUCACCAGGCCUGACUCCAAAAUGAUUCCAUUGAGCCACAGCUUUGCAUUGAAUUUGCGGUCCUGAGAAAACCGAUGAUAAUGGUACCAUGUGCCGCAAAUGCUUGUGGGUUAUAGGGAGAAACCCAGAGAAGCCCCUUUUCAUUCCCUAAUGGUGAUGCCCAUUCUCCUGGCUGCCAGAGACUCUGUGGCAAAAGGGGAGGCUGUUUCUGUGGGAGGCAGCCAUCAGCUUUAGAGCUGUUGCAUUCAGAACUGUCUUGGCACCACAUCCAAGCAGCAGGCCUCCAGUGCCCACAAGAGCUGAUGUGUCACCCUUGUGUCCUUUCACCCAGCCAUGAACCAAGCAAGCAUGAGAUACAGAGCCCCUGCUGCAAGGGGACUUUUUUGUUGAUGCUACAGUUGGAUUAUAGGAGCUGACCACUUCCCACACCUACCAAGGGACUCCCUACCUCUUUCUACCACACCACAGAGAACUCUACCACCAGGAUCUCUCAGGGAAGGAGGGAGGCAUGCAGGCUGGUCCCAAAGCCAAAAAGCUAUAAUCCUAAAGGGCAGUCGGAUACCUGUCCUAUUCUCCUGAUAUGGAAGGGAUUAUGGGGGGGUAGGAGGUCAAACAAACCCAUGAUGCAUAAGGAACCCUAGAGGGAAGGGCAUGAAGAGGGAAGCAAUAGGUAGCUGGGGAGCCCUGUUGCAGCGAAGUUCACUGGCAAAGUAGUGAAGCAAUUUACUAAUAAGAGAAUAUGGACAUAGAUUGGCCAUUUGGAAUUAUGCUGACAGGAAUUUACAGGAAGGCAAAAUCUAGCAUGGGGAAUAGGACAAGGACACUUGUGAGCAGGUGGGUGACAGGUUUGAAGGAGAGUCACAUGGCAGGAGCUUUUGCCAGCAGCUUGGGCUUCAAAGGCCAAGGCUGGCACCUAAGUCAGCUGUCGGGCUGCUCAGUUAUAGGUUCCUUGGGAAAUAAAGUCUUAGCCUCAUCUGCCCCUUCAUCCAUCCUGAGUCAAAUUUCUUCUGCUGAGCAAGAAACACUAGGAACUGUGGAGAUGAAAAAGACUAGCAUCCACACGUGAGAACGUGUGUUUUAUGGAACUUUUGGUGGAUGCAAAUCAAUUCAGAGAGAUUUAAAGCCAGGACAGCCUUUGGAGGGAAUCCUGCCCAGCCUACAUUCUGCCCCUUGUUACACAAGUAGAAACUGAGGCCGAAAGGCAAGGAAGGUGACCCACCCAAGGUGGAGUUGGGACUGGCAGACUCAGCAGAGGUGGAGGGACAGAAUGUUCCUGUCCCGCACAGCCCCCUUCUUUCUUCCACCCCCAGACUCAAGGCCGGAAGUGCUUGGCCCCCUUCAGGAGCUCUGCCAGGCAGGGAGAGCAGGGCUCAGCCUUAAUCAGAGCUCUUUCCCCCCUUUAAGGUGCUCUCCCAGCUCCAGCCUCUGAUCUAGAAAGUUCUGCACUGGCCUAACACCAGGAAGUCCUGAAGCCACCAUGAUGCUGCCUCAGGUCCCGUUCCUGCCUGGAGGUUCCCCUAGGCCAUAUGAGCACAAAGAAGGGACCGGAUCUUUUUUAUUUAAAUCUGUGUCAGGGCACUCUCCAAGGGGAGUUGCAGUGUGUCAUUUCUUUAUUUAAAAAGCUUCCGGCUGGGGUCGGGGGUGGGCUGUGUUGUGAGAAUGACCUGGAGCAGGCCAGUGCUGCUUUGGGGGUCAGCAUCCAGUGUGAGAUACUGUGUAUAUAGGCUAUACAUAGUGUAUAUAAACGGGGAUGUAAGUUUGUGUAAAUUAAUGGUUUAUUCUUUGCAAAUAAAGCUUUUCCCCCCUCUCUUCUUCA
Molecule: messenger RNA, 5039 nt
Organism: Artibeus jamaicensis (Jamaican fruit-eating bat)
Lineage: Eukaryota; Metazoa; Chordata; Mammalia; Chiroptera; Phyllostomidae
Gene: EDA
Product: ectodysplasin A
Exons: 8
Coding region: 171-1346 (391 amino acids)
Biological process (GO): animal organ development; immune response
Cellular component (GO): membrane
Molecular function (GO): death receptor agonist activity; tumor necrosis factor receptor binding; death receptor binding
Source: RefSeq, a predicted model, not a curated record